AAAACCGUCUGCUUCAGCUCGGUCACCUUAAAAAAUUUGUUUUGAUUUUGGCUGAGAAAAAUGCUGGACAGUAUUAGUUAAAGAGAAAAAAUCGAAAUGAAAGGAAAUAAUGAGAGUUUGCUGGAAGGGCCGAGCAGGAUGUUCCGUCAGAAUGUGACUCCAGCCGUCAUCCAGUAUCGCAGCAGGUUGGCGAGUCUCACAGAAAUUGAUGCCGAGCAGGUGAAAAUUGCAAAUUAUGCUGACACCAUAAAGCAGCUGGAUGCAUAUUAUGGGCAAGUGAAGAGACAAAUUCUGAACUUUCAAAGCCCCACGACGGGUCUCUUCCCCCAGAUGAGCGAUGAGAAGGAAAUAGCCUCCGUGAGAGACAGCAUCUACUGUGCCGUUGCCGUCUGGAGUCUCUACCAGGCAUACAAGAGGAUUGAUGAUGACAGAGGGAAGGCCUAUGAGUUGGGGCAAAGUUGCGUCAAGUGUAUGAGAGGAAUACUCUUCUGUUGGAUGAGACAAGCUGAAGAAAAAUUGGAGAAGUACAAAAUGAAUCAGUGUCCUGAAUUUGCUCUGCACAGUAAAUUCCACCUAGAAACUGGGCAGCCUCUGUCCAGUUCUGUUCUUGGACAGUAUGGACAUUUGCAGCUUGACGUUGUGUCUUUAUAUUUGCUGUUUUUGGUUCAAAUGAUCAUGUCUGGACUUCAGAUCAUUUAUACGAUGGAUGAAGUGAGCUUUGUGCAGAACCUGGUAUACUAUGUGGAACGAGCCUAUCGUACUCCUGAUUUCGGCAUGUGGGAAAGGGGAAGCAAGUAUAACGAUAACACUCCUGAAAUUCAUGCCAGCUCAAUCGGCAUGGCCAAGUCUGCUCUUGAGGCCAUCAACGGCUGCAAUUUAUUCGGAGACAAAGGGGCUUCGUGGUCAGUGGUGUAUGUUGACAUAGACGCUCACAGUCGAAACCGAAGCAUUUUUGAGACGUUGCUUCCUCGAGAAUCUAGUUCAAAGAAUACAGAUUCUGCAUUACUACCUACCAUUAGCUUUCCAUGCUUUGCUACACACGACGAGAUACUGUAUGGUCGAACAAAAGACAAAAUUGUGCGUAAACUACAAGGGACAUAUGGUUUCAAAAGAUUCCUCAGGGAUGGUUAUGGCACCGUAUUUGAAGACAUUACUCGGCCAUACUAUGAGCAAGGAGAAACAAAGGAGUUCGAGAACAUUGAAUCUGAAUGGCCUCUCUUCUUUUUGUACAUGAUUCUUGAUGGUAUUUUUAAAGGAAAUGAUGAGCAGAUCAAGAAAUAUCGUCACCUUCUCCAUCCAAGACUAAAAGUAGAUAGAUUUGGAAAUGCCAUUGUGCCGAAAUAUUUUUUCGUCCCCACUCUCUGCAUCGAAGCCGAAAGGAGGGAGCCCGGUUCUCAGAGGAGAAUUCCCAGUGUUGAAGGGGAUGCUGAUAACUUAUACUUGCAUGGUCAAGCAUUGUACAUAAUGUCUGAAUUGCUAGUUGAUGGGCUUUUACAUAUCAAUGAACUUGAUCCCAUUCGGCGGUACUUGCCUUCUUACAACAGACCUCGCAAAACUGGUCGCUACUCAGCUUUUCAGGGGAAAGCUGCUGGUACUGCGAAUGAUCUGGUGGUUCAAGUUGUCCUCAUUGCGGAGAGUAUGAGAUUGCAGGCCAUGAUGGCAACCUACGGUAUCCACACCCAGACUCCCCACGAAGUGGAACCGGUGCAGAUUUGGUCGCCCAAUCAGCUUGUGAGGAUUUAUGAGUACCUUGGCAUCAGUAAGAAACUUGGUUUGAAAGGAAGACCUCCUCGACCUAUCGGAGCCUUGGGAACUAGCAAGCUGUACAGAAUCUGUGGGCAGACUGUCAUUUGCUAUCCCCUUAUUUUUGAAGUCAGUGAUUUUUAUCUCUCACAUGAUAUGGCACUGUUGAUUGAUGACAUUAAGAAUGAGUUGCACUUUGUCGGAAAGUAUUGGAGAAUGUCCGGUCGACCAACCGUCUGCAUUCUCAUCAGAGAAGAACACAUGAGGGAUGUGCAUUUCAAGGAGAUGCUCGAUCUGUUAGCCAUGUUAAAGAAAGGAGACUGUGAUGGAUUGAAGAUUAGAACUGGAAGACUCCAGAACCUGAUAUCUUCUUCCUGCAUCGAGCACCUGGAUUUCUUGCACUUACUCUCUCCGAACGACUUGCCCAAUGUAGAAGCAUUUCAGCAGUUGGAACAUGCAUCCAUUGGCUACCAGAGUCUGACGGAUAUACCCAAAGCCAUCAUUUAUAAUGAGCCGACGUAUGAUUACAAGGAGUUCCAAAACAAAUCUUCUAGGGACAUUCUAGAAGCUUUAAGUCAUACAGAUACUUUGCAUGGACAGAGUCAGCUCUUAGGAAUAUUGUAUUUUCGGGAAGGGCCACAGUUUUGGACAGAAAAUGGCACUGUCAAAGAAAGAUUAGAGAGAUUGACUAGACAAGCUGGAGCACUUAGACAUUGGUCUGUUGUCCGAUAUUGUUCCAGUGUUCUGCGAAAAUUAGUGGAUAGUAUCAGCCCUAAUAUAACGUCCAUCUUGGUCUGUGGAAAACAAAUUACCGUGGGAGUAUUUGGCCACGAAGAAGUGGUUAUUGACAAACCUCUGACCCCCAAAGAGGUGGAGGGUAUUAUCUAUUCCAAAUGCCAAGUGCAUGACAUUUACCAAGCUGUCCUUCAACAAGAAAUUAUUCUGUAUGUGGGUCGUCUGAUUUCCACUGCGCCUCACCUUUUCCAUGGUAUUCUAAAAAUUAGAAUUGGUUGGGUUCUUCAAGCAAUGAUACUUCACAUGAAAUUUCUGAAUCCAAAUCCACCAACUUUAGAAAGUUUAUCACCCAGUGAGCUGCGCAAAGUGCUAUACCGUGUACUUACCUUGGCAGAAGAUGGUUCAAAUACAAAACUGUCCAUCCACCAGAGGCGGCAAAUCGAAGGGGCACUGUGUCGUGUUCCCAAGAACUUUUAUGACAGAGUUUGGGACAUCAUGACUCGCACAGCAGAAGGCAUCAUAGUGGAGGGACACCACCUGCCCCAGCAACCCACACUGACUGAGAUGACUGUGUAUGAUUUGAAAUUUGCUAUUGAAGUGGAGAUGUUUCUGAGUAGAGUGUCUGCUCCUGAGUAUCGCCAGAUUCUUGUUGAACUGAUAAUGGUCGUGUACUUGAUUCUGGAAAGGAAUCCGGAACUUUCUUUCAACACCACUAUUGACAUGAAUAAGCUUGUAGAAGAAGCUUUCAUCAUGUACCAACGAGACACAGGAGGAGAUCGAGAGAACGAUAUGACCAUGUUUUUCGACUCUCCCACGACGAUCACAGCCAGUUAUUUGGCGAGAGCGGUUAUGAACCACUUGCUCAAGUGUGCGCCAGAUCAAAGUUACUCUCGAGAUCUCUGUGUCGUAUCCUGAACUGAUUCACAGUGAUCCCUGCUGGUUUGUAUGUAUCAUGUAUAGUCAAAGGCUCCUUAAGUGGCCAUCACGUGGAAGAUCUUCUGAAGCUACCGUCACCCACUAUUUUCUCUUGUUUUGUUAUCAUUACCAGUUUGUUCCUUGAAGAGUUAUACUGAUUCAAGUCACUUGUUCUGAUAAAAAGAACAGCCUGGAUUUUUUCUUUCCACCAACUAUA
Uloborus diversus is the source of this 3610-nucleotide messenger RNA. Its product is annotated as probable phosphorylase b kinase regulatory subunit beta. Gene Ontology annotation, molecular function: calmodulin binding. NCBI's taxonomy places the organism in Eukaryota, Metazoa, Arthropoda, Arachnida, Araneae, Uloboridae. The transcript has 30 exons. The record is from RefSeq and is a predicted model, not a curated record. The coding region runs from base 97 to 3393 and encodes 1098 amino acids. Gene Ontology annotation, biological process: glycogen metabolic process. Gene Ontology annotation, cellular component: phosphorylase kinase complex.